Molecule: messenger RNA, 1890 nt
Organism: Pelodiscus sinensis (Chinese soft-shelled turtle)
Lineage: Eukaryota; Metazoa; Chordata; Testudines; Trionychidae
Source: RefSeq, a predicted model, not a curated record
ACCGUAUCUAUAAGCAUGCCAUCCUUACUUCCGCACUGCUGCUUUCGGUGUUGCUGCCUUGAGCGCUGGGUGCCUGACCAGCAGCCAGCACUCUGCAGCUGCCCAACUCUGAAAUCAAAGAAAAAGGAGGCUGUAAUGGAAGGUGUAUCAGGGCGCUAUGACUUCUACAUUGGACUAGGCCUGGCUCUAUCUUCGAGUAUUUUCAUCGGAGGAAGUUUUAUCCUAAAGAAGAAAGGGCUUCUCAAGUUGGCCAGCAGAGGCUCCAUUAGGGCAGGACAAGGAGGUCAUGCAUACCUGAGGGAGUGGCUUUGGUGGGCCGGGCUACUGUCCAUGGGAGUUGGAGAAGCAGCUAAUUUUGCUGCAUAUGCCUUUGCCCCAGCAACACUAGUAACACCACUGGGUGCACUAAGUGUUCUAGUCAGCGCAGUUUUGUCUUCCUACUUUUUGAAUGAGCACCUGAAUGUCCAUGGAAAGAUUGGCUGCAUCUUGAGCAUUCUGGGUUCCACAGUGAUGGUAAUCCAUGCCCCUCAGGGAGAGGAAGUAUCCAGCCUGGAGUCAAUGGCAGAGAAGCUUAAAGAUCCAGGGUUCAUAGCCUUUGCGGUGUGUGUGCUGGUGAGCUCCAUUCUCCUGAUCUUCGUGGCUGGGCCCCGCUAUGGUCGGAGCAACGUUCUGGUAUACGUUUUGGUCUGCUCCGCCAUUGGCUCGCUCUCUGUGUCCUGUGUCAAGGGCUUGGGCAUUGCACUGAAAGAGCUGUUUGCUGGGAAGCCGGUCCUGAAAGAGCCCUUGGGAUGGGUCCUCCUGAUUUGCCUGGUGAUCUGCAUCAGCAUCCAGAUUAACUACCUGAACAAGGCCUUGGACAUCUUCAAUACAUCUGUGGUCACACCGAUCUACUAUGUCCUGUUUACAACAGCUGUCAUGACUUGUUCCGCCAUCCUCUUCAAGGAGUGGCAACACAUGGUCCUACACAACAUAAUUGGCACUGUAAGUGGCUUUCUUACCAUAGUCUCCGGCAUUUUCCUUCUGCAUGCAUUCAGAGACAUUCCCUUUCCCCCAGACCUGCUGCCCCUCUUCCUGAAGCAAGGGAGAGCAGGCCUGCGUGGUUCUUGGAGGGGAGCAGAAAAACACCAGUCAUGCCUACAUCAGCCUCUUCUGGGCCCAGAGGACAUCCACAAGGGUUCUCAGAGUGUGGAGGAGGAGGAAGGGGAGAGUGUAUGAUUCCUCCUGAAGCUGCUGCCUGGAAAAGCUUUUGAACUUCUACCCAAGAGCUUUCUAGUUUCACUGUUGAGCUCCAUUUAGUGAGUUUGCUAGAUCAGACUCCACCAGCCACAGCUGCAUUCUUGGGAAUAAGUAAGGUCUGCUGCCUGUUUGUAUGAGUGUUCUUCGCUUUCGCUGCUGGGGACCUGAAUAGCAAGGAGAGAGAUCUGAUUGCAAUUUCCAGAUGGUGAGAAGAAAACCUCAGCAACUCAGUGUCGAGAGGACUUGAGUUCCCUUUGAAAGAACUUGCUGCAGCUACUACCAGGCCACAAACUUACGUGGGAAGAGACUCAGCAGACUAAUCCUUACUGAAUGGAAGGACCACUCAAUGUAUGUGACCUUAAAACAAACCUUUUCUAAAUAUUUAGAUUACUGUUUACAAACCAUUCCAGCCACGUGAUAAAAUCCUUCUAUGUUGUCAGUCAUUACAGCAACAAGGGGUAAUGUGUACGUGGAGAUGACAUGCCCAGCAUGUUAAUUUCAAACCCUCAUCUGUACCUUUGCUCUCUGUAAGAAGCCAGCUCGGCUCGCUCAGGUUACUGACCCAAAGCUAAAAGCAGGACUCAGUUUCCCCAAACUGAUGACUUGUUAAUGUUGGUGCUGCCAGUAAAUGCUGUGGCUUUUUAGGCUGGAUUA